Yamadazyma jaroonii is the source of this 966-nucleotide messenger RNA. Lineage: Eukaryota; Fungi; Ascomycota; Pichiomycetes; Serinales; Debaryomycetaceae. The record is from the annotation of a GenBank genome assembly.
AUGAAACAAUUUAUCCGUAGUUUUGCUUCUACUAGACCUGUUGCUAAUUAUGCAUCAACCAUUAAAAACUUAAAAGUCAAUGCUGAUACUAAAGUUAUUUACCAAGGUUUCACUGGUAGACAAGGUACUUUCCACGCUGAACAAGCUAUCGCUUAUGGUACCAAAGUUGUUGGUGGAACCAAUCCAAAGAAAGCCGGAACUACUCAUUUAGGUCAACCAGUCUUUGCUUCUGUUAAAGAUGCUAUUAAAGAAACUGGUGCUAAUGCUACUGGUAUUUUCGUCCCUCCAUCAAUUGCUGCUAAAGCCAUUGAAGAAGCUAUCGAAGCCGAAAUUGAAUUAGCUGUUGCUAUCACUGAAGGUAUCCCACAACAUGAUAUGGUCAGAGUUGCUCAAAUUUUAAAAACUCAAAGUAAAACCAGAUUAGUUGGUCCAAAUUGUCCAGGUUUAAUUGCUCCUGAACAAUGUAAAAUUGGUAUCAUGCCAUCUCAUAUUCAUAAAAGAGGUAAAGUUGGUAUUAUCUCAAAAUCAGGUACUUUAACUUACGAAGCUGUUGCUCAAACUACUAAAGUUGGUUUAGGUCAAUCAUUAGUUAUUGGUAUGGGUGGUGAUCCAUUCCCAGGUACCAACUAUAUCGAUGCCUUAACUUUAUUCUUAAACGAUCCAGAAACUGAAGGUAUCAUCUUAAUUGGUGAAAUUGGUGGUACUGCCGAAGAAGAUGCUUCAGAAUUCUUAAAAGAAUAUAACUUAACUAGAGAUGUUCCAAAACCAGUUGUUUCAUUCAUUGCUGGUGUUUCCGCUCCUCCAGGUAGAAGAAUGGGUCAUGCUGGUGCCAUUGUUGCUGGUGGUAAAGGUGAUGCCAAAUCCAAGAUUGCUGCUUUAGAAUCUGCUGGUGUUGUUGUUGAACAAUCCCCAGCUAGAUUAGGUAACUCUUUAUUAAACGAAUUCAAAUCUAAAGGUUUAUUAUAA